Messenger RNA from Colossoma macropomum (tambaqui), 1708 nucleotides. Its product is annotated as Fc receptor-like protein 5. The record is from RefSeq and is a predicted model, not a curated record. Bases 1 to 1551 code for a protein of 516 amino acids. Gene Ontology annotation, biological process: cell surface receptor signaling pathway. NCBI's taxonomy places the organism in Eukaryota, Metazoa, Chordata, Actinopteri, Characiformes, Serrasalmidae. The transcript is spliced from 8 exons. Gene Ontology annotation, molecular function: transmembrane signaling receptor activity.
AUGCUGUUGGUUUCACUCAUCCAAACAGAGCAUGCUCAAGUCCUGUUCAGUGAUUUGCUAGUUGAUUUUUACAGUCUGACUGUGCAGCCUGAUCAGCCACAAAUAUUCACUGGAGAGAAUGUUACACUCACAUGUGACUUGCCAGGAGAGAACGCAACUAACCGGACGUACUGCUGGAUGAGUGAUAACACUUCACCCCAUCUUUCUGAUGAAAAGUAUCACAUCAAAAAAGACAUCAAAGCGCAUCAGAGUUCAAAAUACAAAUGUCAUGGUCACAGAAACCACGAACAAUCUGACUGGAGCAAUGAAGCGACUCUUACAGUGAUAGAGAGACCAAAAGCUUCACUGAUUCUGGUGCCUACUGGACAGAUGUUUACUGGAGAGAAAGUGACUCUCAGAUGUGACAUACAAGGACACACAGACACUGAGUGGAGCUACAGCUGGUAUAAAGAUGGUGACAGUAACCUUCUAGUUUAUUCCUCUGAUAAUAAAAAAGAAUAUUCAUUCAGUGUUGUAGAGUCUGACAGUGGUAAAUACACCUAUAGAGGAGAGAGGAGGAGUGACUCUCAGAUAUCAGAGGUCAGUGAUGCUGUUACACUGACUGUAUCAGACAGAGCUCAGGCAGUACUGAGAGUGUCUCCACAGAGCUGGCUGACUGAAGGAGACUCAGUAACUCUAAGCUGUGAGGUCAGAGGCUCCUCUACAGGCUGGACAUUCAGCUUGUACAGAAAUAAAGAUGUGCUCCUCUCAGACAGCAGCAGAGGAGCUGGAGGCUCCUACACACUCAGCCCUGCAACUCUUACUCACGUUAUUUCUCCUAAUAAACAGCCACACGUUGAUCUCAGUCUCCUUACUCACCAUCAUCACUGUGUAUCUCCUCUAGCACUUCUGAUGGUCAGUCCCAGCAGAACUCAACACUUUAUUACUGACUCUCUCUCACUGAGAUGUGUGGAACAGAGUGACUCUACUGGAUGGAGAGUGGGACGAUACACACACAGUGAGAAGGUGUCAGAUUGUUCAUCAGGCUGGGGAUCAGUUACAGGAUCUACAUGCAGCAUCAGCUCCAUCAACACAUCCCACACUGGAGUGUACUGGUGUGAGUCUGAAUCUGGAGAGAGCAGCAGUCCUGUCAACAUCACAGUGCACAAUAAUAAUGUGAUUCUGGACAGUCCUGUUCAUCCUGUGACUGAGGGAGAUCCUCUGACUCUACACUGUUUAUAUCGCCACACAAAGCCCUCAAACCUCACAGCUGAGUUCUAUAAAGAUGGAUCACUCCUCCAGACUCAGACUACAGGAGAGAUGACCAUCCAUACUGUCUCAAAGUCAGAUGAAGGUCUCUAUCACUGUAAACACCCAGAGAGAGGAGAGUCACCACAGAGCUGGAUCUCAGUCAGAGGUGUGUCUAAGUCAGGAGCUUCAUUCUCAGUGUUCAGUCUGCUCAGUAGUUUAAUGGCAGUGUCUCCAUAUCUGCUGGUGUCCAUUGUUCUGGGGUUCAAAUGCUACAGAGCUCGAGGUAAGAACUCUUUCAGUGUGACUGUAAGUGACACAUAGCCUAGUAAAAAUGGUAAUGAAAUCAAGAAAUUAUUGUUCUAUUUAAAGUCAGGGUCAAGCUGUGUAUGUUGUAAAUUUUAUUGUCACCAUUUUAUUGUCUUCCUGUGUGUCAUGUGACUAUUUUGGUCCAAUCUAACCUUAAAUGAAUACACCAACC